AUGGAUGUCCACAUACGGGAGAACCCACAGAAAGGUGUCUGCACCUCGGCUGGGAUGGCGGAGCACGGGACAACGGCUCUCUUCACCAAUGACAGGGCCCAGCUGCUGGUGCACGGCCUGGCCCUGGCACGGCAGGAGGGCGGCCUUCUCGCCCGUCCAUCUGCACCCGGGCCCUCUGACGCCCCGCCCGCCCCGCCGCCUGGGGCCCGGCCACCCGGGCAGGAGGGGGCGCCGCUGGAGGGCCUCGCAGACUCAACCGGCCACUCUGUGUCCCUCCGGCAGGUUCCCUGGCUGACGCAGGGCAGGAGCCCUCUGCCUGCUCAUGCCCGCGGCCGGCCCGGGCUGUGCAACAUGUACAAGGACGCGCACCACGCGGCCAGAACCACCCACUACGGCUCCCUGCCCCCGAGGGCGCAGCACGGCCGGGCGCAGGAUGAGAACCCCGUAGUCCACUUCUUCAAAAACAUCGUGACGCCCCGCACACCUCCGCCGUCGCAAGGGAAGGGGCGAGGACUGUCCCUCAGCAGAUUCAGCUGGGGCACCGAGGGGCAGAAGCCCGGCUUCGGCUACGGCGGCCGAGCUUCGGACUACAAAUCGGCUCACAAGGGCCUCAAGGGCCAGGAUGUCCAGGGCACGCUUUCCAGAAUCUUCAAACUGGGGGGGAGAGACAGUCGCUCCGGGUCGCCCAUGGCUAGACGCUGAAGCCUGGCUCCUGCUCCCGCACCCCGCCCUCGGCUUCCUAACACUGCGCCCCGAGAUGCUAACCCGGCCCCCGCCCAGCCCCGCCUUCCAGAAACGACCUCCGGCCCCCGGCCUUGGACGCAUGCGCACAGCAGGGCCAGGCGCACGGGAGGGUCAGCCCCGCCGCACCCUGCCGGCGCGCUCCGGCCCGCAGCUCCACGGGGAAGCGCACCCACGGAACACGCCGGCACCCCCUCCUCCGCGUCUGAAGACAGCGUCUCGGAGCUCCACUCCACGGCGGCGGGCCGGGCACCCCGGAGCCCCCGCGCCCAGGGGCGGGCCGCCGCCCGCUGACCCUCCGCCCUUGGCCUUGCUGCACAGGCUGACCUUUCCCCAGCUUCCGGCACUGCCGUGCGAUGCUGCCGUGGACACAGGACACGCGUGGGUGGUGGGGCUGGUGCCCGCGCUCCCUUCGGUUUCCUUCCCUGCCCCGUCUCACCCCCGAAGGCCCCUUCCCUUUGCUAACAGGACGAGGCAGCGAGUGGCCUCACCCCGCGGGGGCUUCUGUAUGUGCAACGCAGGUGGGCAGCUUGGAGGAGAGCAGGGGGUGGCGCAGAGGGCCCGGCGGGCCGCUCCCCCGCCGGGCGGCUGGCCUCGUGCGCGACGGAGAGCGGACGGCGGCAGGGGGCCUGGGCCGUGGCCUGGAGCAGGGAGCAGGCGAGGACACAGCGGGGACCAGAGCGGCCC
Phyllostomus discolor (pale spear-nosed bat) is the source of this 1428-nucleotide messenger RNA. RefSeq names its product myelin basic protein (gene MBP). The coding region runs from base 1 to 702 and encodes 233 amino acids. Gene Ontology annotation, molecular function: structural constituent of myelin sheath. The transcript is spliced from 8 exons. Gene Ontology annotation, cellular component: neuronal cell body; cell periphery; compact myelin. Gene Ontology annotation, biological process: myelination. Lineage: Eukaryota; Metazoa; Chordata; Mammalia; Chiroptera; Phyllostomidae. The record is from RefSeq and is a predicted model, not a curated record.